Fusarium redolens is the source of this 3054-nucleotide messenger RNA. RefSeq names its product pyridoxal phosphate-dependent transferase. Gene Ontology annotation, cellular component: cytosol. The transcript has 7 exons. Gene Ontology annotation, biological process: proteolysis. Lineage: Eukaryota; Fungi; Ascomycota; Sordariomycetes; Hypocreales; Nectriaceae. The coding region runs from base 1 to 3054 and encodes 1017 amino acids. Gene Ontology annotation, molecular function: transaminase activity; zinc ion binding; metallocarboxypeptidase activity. The record is from RefSeq and is a predicted model, not a curated record.
AUGUUGGGAAAGACGAUCUUGCUCGGUAUUUCGGCCGUAUCUGCUGUCAAUGCCUUUCAAUAUGGUUACAACCACGUACCCGUCCGGAAAGACAUCCCCUUGGUAGCAGCAAAUUUCAAGGAUGUUGAUAUCGGUCUGUAUGCGCCAGCCUUUCUCGACCCGGAGAGUAUACAGGCGGGUUUCAAGAACGGCACUCAAGGGCCGACCUCUCAUGAAGAUAUAGCAAACUUUACAUCUGAAGAACUGAGAUCAUUCCCAUUUAUCAAGCUCUCAUCUUCAAAGGGUCCAAAGACUUCAGACAAGGUCCGAGUUUGGGUUCAAGGCGCUGUCCACGGCAACGAGCCAGCCGGUGAUCAAUCCCUCCUUGCCCUCCUCGGCAAAUUCGACAAAGAUCCUAAAUGGGCCUCAAAGAUCCUUAAGAACCUUGAUAUUGUCAUUUUACCCCGGUACAAUCCCGACGGCGUUUACUACUUCCAGCGUGUGCUCGCUACGAAUUUCGAUCCUAACCGCGAUCAUACUAAGCUUGCACGACAGCAGACCCGUGAUAUUAAGCAGCUUUUCAACGAGUUUGCUCCACAUGUUGCUAUUGAUAUGCACGAGUAUGGUUCAUCAAGUCGAUAUGGUAACUACGUUCAAGCUUCUGAUGGUUUGUUCUCUGCUGCGAAGAACCUGAACAUCAAUAAGAAUAUUCGAGAACUUUCUGAGAAGCUGUUUGCCAAGAACAUUGGUGAUGCUAUGGUCAAAGCUGGGUUGCGGUGGGAGCCGUAUGUUACUGGAAGAACAAGCACUGAUCCUGAUUACGUGCCCAAGUUCGACGAAGCUGGCUCUGAUGCCAAGAUUGGUCGCAAUGCAAUGGGCCUCACACAAUCCAUCACAUUCUUGAUCGAGAUGCGAGGAAUCGGUCUUGCAGACCAAGAAUUCCAACGCAGAACUGCCGCUGGUUUAACCAUGGCUAGCUCCAUCAUCGAAACUGCUUCCAACAACGCUCAAAAGGUCUUCAAGACUGUGGAGGGCGGUAUCAAAGAUUUCAUCAAGUCCAGGGAACCCAUCGUAAUCACCGACUCAACAAAGUACAGCACACGAAUGUUCCAGAUGAUCGACUACACCAAUGGCUCAGUCGUCAAGGUUCCUGUUCAGUUUGCGUCUACUACACCAACCACUGCGAACCUAACUCGCUCUCGACCGGAAUCCUACCUUAUUCCUGUUGCUUGGGCUGAUAUCGCUAAGCGCCUUGAGGUUUCUGGUCUUGAAGUCGAGACUCUUAGCAAGCCUUGGAGCGGUACAGUUGAAGCUUUGAGUGUUACAUCUUCAGAGCUCAGCAGUUCUUACUACGAAGGAGCUGUGCUUGCUACUAUUACAACUGAAACUAAGAAGCGGCAGCUAACUUUGCCGGCUGGCAGCUUCCUAGUCAGCACCAGGCAGAAGAACGCAGGACUGGCUUUGAAUGCAUUGGAGCCUGAGAAUAUUGAUUCUUAUGCUAGUUUCAACAUUAUUCCUCUUGAGGUUGGAGAUGAGUAUCCUAUCUUUAGGAUAUCCGUUGGAUAUUGGUUUCGUGGAGUAUUGUCACGGCAUUCGGUUUCUUUUGCCGACCCGUAUCUAGCCUUGACUACCCUCCACCAAGCCAAAAUACUACUAUACCAAAUUCAGAAGGCCGAUGGAGACGAUGCUGCCGUGCAACAGCUCAAUAAACUACAACCUAGCUUCAGCCGUGCUGGCGUUUCAACCCUUCAUGCCAAGAUCAACAGCCCGCCCCCAAGAAUCGUCAAAAGUCAAGGAUGUUGGUUGGAAACCGAACAAGGUCAUCGAAUUUUGGAUGCGUCUUCAGGUGCAGCUGUUGUAUCAAUCGGACAUAAUGAGUCAAGAGUCAAGGACGCCAUUGCUGCUCAACUGGACCAGGUAGCAUACUGCUACAACCCAUUCUUUACGACAGAAGCUGCAGAGAAGAUUUCGAGUUUUUUGACUGAGUCUACCAAUGGGGCCAUGUCCAAGGUUUUUAUCGUCAGCUCAGGCACUGAAGCAGUUGAAGCAGCUCUGAAGAUCGCCCGUCAGUAUUUUACAGAAUUACCAACACCACAGCCAUCCAGGACGAAAUUCAUUGCACGCAAGCAAUCUUAUCAUGGAAACACGCUCGGAUCUUUGGCAGUUGGAGGCCAUAAGGCCCGACGUGGCGUGUACGAACCCAUUCUUGCAACAAAUGUGUCUCAUGUUUCUCCAUGCUAUCCUUACCGAGAGAUGAAAGCAGGCGAAACGGAACAGCAAUACGUUCAACGCCUUGCUCAAGAGCUAGAUGAUGAGUUUCAACGUGUCGGUCCUGACACCGUUUGUGCAUUUAUCGCUGAAACAGUAUCUGGAACAUCAUUGGGCUGUGCGCCUCCGGUUCCUGGUUAUUUCAAGGCAAUCAAAGAAGUAUGCGAUCGUUACGGCGCUCUUCUGAUUAUGGAUGAAGUUAUGUCCGGAAUGGGCAGGACAGGCACGCUUCAUGCUUGGGAACAAGAAGGUGUAGUACCAGAUCUGCAGACUGUUGCUAAAGGGUUAGGAGCUGGUUACAUGCCCGUGGGAGCCUUGCUUGUCGGUAACAAAGUCGCAGAUGCUCUGGCUAAUGGGUCUGGAGCUUUCUCUCACAGUCAAACCUACCAGGGCCAUCCUGUUGCAUGUGCAGCUGCAUAUGCUGUGCAGACUGUUAUGAAGGAAGAUAACAUGCUGCAGAAUGUGCAAGACAUGGGCAAAGUACUAGGUGAGAAGCUCAAAGAGAGGCUAGCAGGUCACAAGAAUGUGGGAGAUGUCCGUGGACGAGGACUUUACUGGGGUUUGGAGUUUGUUCGGAACAAAGAGACGAAGGAACCUUUUGAUUUGAGCGAACAAAUCGCUGGAAAGCUACAUAAGACUGGGCUGGAAGCUGACCACGGUAUCUCAUUAAUUCCUGCCACCGGCAACCUAGACGGUGUUCGAGGAGAUAUGGUGAUUGUCUCUCCUCCUUUCACAAUCACGAAGGAGGAGAUCGAGAUGCUAGUUGACAAGGUCGAUAAAGUAGUCGCCUCUGUCCUAGGAGCAUAG